AUGCCUCCCAGGCCAUCUUCAGGGGAAUUAUGGGGCCUCCACCUCAUGCCUCCCAGGAUCCUGGUGGAUUGCCUCUUGCCCAAUGGGAUGAUUCUAACUCUGGAGUGCCUGCGCGAGGCCACGCUCAUAACCAUCAAACAUGAGCUUUUUAAAGAAGCCAGAAAGUAUCCCCUCCAUCACCUCUUGCAGGAGGAGACAUCUUAUAUCUUUGUCAGUGUUACUCAGGAAGCUGAGCGAGAGGAGUUCUUUGACGAGACUCGAAGGCUUUGUGACCUCAGACUUUUUCAGCCCUUCCUUAAGGUCAUUGAACCAGUUGGUAACAGAGAGGAAAAGAUCCUGAAUAGAGAGAUUGGUUUUGCCAUUGGUAUGCCAGUAUGUGAAUUUGACCUAGUCAAAGAUCCUGAGGUUCAGGACUUCAGGAGAAACAUCUUGAAUGUGUGCAAAGACUCUGUGGAACUCAGAGAUGCCAGUGGGCCCCACAGCAGAGCCCUUUAUGUUUAUCCACCGAAUGUAGAAUCCACAAAAGAACUCCCAAAACACAUAUACAGCAAAUUGGACAAAGGUCAAAUUAUUGUUGUAAUUUGGGUUAUUGUUUCUCCAAAUAACGACAAACAAAAGUAUACAUUGAAGAUCAACCAUGACUGUGUGCCUGAGCAGGUGAUUGCUGAGGCCAUUCGUAAGAAGACACGCAGUAUGCUGCUCUCCCCUGAACAACUGAAGAUGUGUGUUCAGGAAUAUCAGGGUAAAUACAUCCUUAAAGUUUGUGGCUGUGAUGAGUACCUGCUGGAAAAGUACCCUAUUAGCCAAUAUAAGUACAUUCGUAGUUGUAUCAUGCUGAGCAGAAUGCCCAACUUGAUGCUCAUGGCUAAGGACAGCCUCUACACCCAGUUGCCUACCGAUAACUUUGUCAUGCCAUCAUACUCCCGUCGCAUCUCCACGGCAUCAUCAUAUAUGAAUGGCGAGGCAGCUGCCAAGUCACUUUGGACCAUCAACGGAACACUGCGGAUCCGGAUCCUCUGUGCUACAUAUGUUAACGUCAAUAUAAGGGACAUAGACAAGAUCUAUGUGAGAACAGGUAUCUAUCAUGGAGGAGAACAGAUGUGUGACAAUGUGAACACGCAGAGGGUUCCCUGCUCUAACCCCAGGUGGAAUGAGUGGCUGACCUAUGACAUGUACAUCCCAGAUGUCCCGCGAGCUGCCAGACUUUGCCUUUCCAUUUGCUCAGUCAAAGGCAGGAAGGGAGCAAAAGAGGAGCACUGUCCACUGGCUUGGGGCAAUAUCAAUCUCUUUGACUACACCCACACUCUGGUAGCAAACAAGAUGGCGUUAAACCUCUGGUCUGUUCCUCAUGGUUUAGAAGAUCUCCUCAAUCCUAUAGGAGUCACUGGUUCCAACCCUAAUAAGGAAACUCCAUGUCUGGAGCUGGAAUUUGACCACUUCAGUAGUCCAGUUAAAUACCCAGACAUGAAUGCUGUGGAGGAUCAUGCUAACUGGACUAUUUCAAGAGAACUGGGGUUUAACUACAAUCUUUCAGGACAGAGCAAUCGUGUAGCGAGAGAUCAUGCUCUGACAGAGAGUGACAUAGAUCAGCUGAGACAACUUAGUAAUAGAGACCCUCUCUCAGAAAUCACAGAACAGGAGAAAGACUUCCUCUGGAGACACAGGCACUAUUGCAUGAAUUUCCCAGAGAUCCUUCCCAAGAUUCUUCUUGCUGUCAAAUGGAACUCCAGAGAUGAAGUAGCCCAGAUGUACUGCCUGUUGAAGGAAUGGCCUUCCAUCCGCCCAGAGCAGGCCUUGGAAUUGUUGGACUGCAACUACCCAGACCCAAUGGUUCGACACUUUGCUGUACGCUGCCUUGAUAAAUACCUGACUGAUGACAAACUAUCUCAGUACCUCAUCCAGCUUGUACAGGUUAUAAAAUAUGAGCAGUAUCUUGACAAUCCUCUGGCUCGUUUUCUACUCAAAAAGGCACUAACCAAUCAAAGGAUAGGACAUUUUUUCUUCUGGCAUCUGAAGGCUGAAAUGCACAAUAAAACUGUGAGUCAAAGGUUCGGGCUACUUUUAGAGGCUUAUUGCAGGGCCUGUGGCAUGUACCUCAAACACCUAAGCAGGCAGGUGGAGGCCAUGGAGAAGCUCAUCAAUCUCACCGAUAUCCUCAAACAGGAGAAAAAGGAUGAGACUCAGAAGGUUCAGAUGCGGUUCCUGGUGGAUCAGAUGAAAAGGCCCGAUUACAUGGAUGCACUACAGAACUUUACCUCACCCCUUAACCCUGCACAUCAACUGGGCAACCUGAGGUUAGAUGAAUGCAGGAUCAUGUCAUCGGCCAAGAGGCCAUUGUGGCUCAACUGGGAAAAUCCAGAUAUCAUGUCUGAGCUACUCUUUCAGAACAAUGAGAUUAUCUUCAAAAACGGAGAUGAUCUGCGCCAAGAUAUGUUGACGUUGCAGAUUAUCAAAAUCAUGGAGAACAUUUGGCAGAAUCAGGGACUGGACUUACGCAUGCUGCCUUAUGGCUGUCUCUCAUUAGGAGACUGUGUGGGUCUUAUCGAGGUGGUUCGCAGCUCACACACUAUCAUGCAGAUUCAGUGUAAAGGUGGCUUGAAAGGGGCUUUGCAGUUCAAUUCAAAUACUCUGCAUCAAUGGCUCAAAGACAAGAACAAGGGCGAGAUGUAUGAUAUGGCUGUGGACCUUUUUACAAGAUCUUGUGCUGGCUACUGUGUAGCCACAUUUAUUCUUGGCAUUGGAGACAGACACAACAGCAACAUCAUGGUUAAAGAUGAUGGACAGUUAUUUCACAUAGACUUUGGACAUUUCCUGGAUCAUAAGAAAAAGAAAUUUGGAUACAAGAGAGAGCGAGUACCCUUUGUAUUGACCCAAGACUUUCUCAUCGUCAUCAGUAAGGGCUCCCAGGAGUGCGCUAAGACCAAAGAGUUUGAGAGGUUCCAGGAAAUGUGUUAUAAAGCUUACCUGGCCAUCCGACAGCAUGCCAACCUGUUCAUCAACCUGUUUUCCAUGAUGUUGGGUUCCGGCAUGCCUGAGUUGCAGUCAUUUGAUGACAUUGCCUACAUUAGGAAGACCUUGGCCCUGGAAAAGACAGAACAGGAGGCAUUGGACUAUUUUAUGAAACAGAUGAAUGACGCUCACCAUGGAGGUUGGACCACCAAGAUGGACUGGAUUUUCCACACUAUCAGACAGCAUGCCCUAAACUAA
Messenger RNA from Nerophis lumbriciformis (worm pipefish), 3207 nucleotides. Lineage: Eukaryota; Metazoa; Chordata; Actinopteri; Syngnathiformes; Syngnathidae. The record is from RefSeq and is a predicted model, not a curated record.